AUAACCAUUUACGUACUUGAAAAUUAAACACAAAAAUGUGCCAUCCACAUAUCUUUUCUUUAUUUUUAAUAUUGCUAGUUCUUGCUUUUGAAGCUUGUGAAUCCCAAGAUUGUAGUAAUCCACCACUAGACAUCACCGUUAGUCAAUCACAGCAAGCAAAGUUUAAAACAAUUCAAAGUGCCAUUGAUUCUGUCUCUGAACAAAAUUCUCGAUGGAUUCACAUUCAUAUUUCCCCUGGUGUUUACAAAGAGCAAAUUCAAAUUCCCAUGAACAAACCAUGCAUUUAUCUUGAAGGAAGUGGUAGCGACUCUACAAGUAUCGAAUGGGAUUCACAUCUCAAUGCUACUUUUGAUGUACAAGCAAAUUACACCGUUGCCAAAAGUAUUGCAUUCUUGAACACACUCAACACACCUAUAAUACUAGAGAAGGAGACCCCAAUCACACAAGCUGUGGCAGCUUUGAUAAGUGGAGAUAAAUGUGCAUUCUAUGAUUGUGCUUUUUAUGGGGUGCAAGACACUCUUUAUGAUCAUCGUGGCCGCCAUUACUACCACAACUGUUAUAUUCAAGGUGGAACUGAUUUCGUAUUCGGAUAUGGACAAUCAAUCUUUGAGGCAAGUAUAUUGAACUUUUCAAUGGGGAAAAAUGGUCCGAAACAUGAUGGAUGUUUUACGGCACAAAGAAGAACGACAGCAAAUGAUACAAGUGGAUUUGUGUUUAAAAAUUGUACAUUCACCGGUACAAGAGGAAAUGCUAUACUUGGGAGAUCUUUGGAUGCUUAUGCAAGAGUUAUCAUUGCCAAUUCAUACCUAUCAAAUGUUGUUACUCCUGUCGGUUGGAAUUCUAGGACCUUUGUUGGUCAUGAAGAAACCAUCACGUUUGUUGAGGUGGGAAACAGAGGACCAGGAGCGAAUCAAUCCAAGCGAGUGAAAUGGAUGAAGCACUUGAGUGGAGCUGAGCUUGACCAAUUCUUGAAUAUCUCAUUUAUUGAUAACGAAGGGUGGCUUCCCAAAUUGCCAACGAACAUCGCCAUUUGAAUCACUCCAUGGAUUUUAUUUCAUCUUGACUUAAGUCAAAUGUAGAAUUAAUGUUGAAAUGUUGAAAUGUUGGAAUGUAAUUGUAUAAAAAUGGUUUUAUU
Messenger RNA from Cicer arietinum (chickpea), 1135 nucleotides. Its product is annotated as probable pectinesterase 29. Gene Ontology annotation, molecular function: pectinesterase activity. Lineage: Eukaryota; Viridiplantae; Streptophyta; Magnoliopsida; Fabales; Fabaceae. Gene Ontology annotation, biological process: cell wall modification; pectin catabolic process. The record is from RefSeq and is a predicted model, not a curated record.